Messenger RNA from Panonychus citri (citrus red mite), 2623 nucleotides. RefSeq names its product NDP-glycosyltransferase YjiC-like. Lineage: Eukaryota; Metazoa; Arthropoda; Arachnida; Trombidiformes; Tetranychidae. The record is from RefSeq and is a predicted model, not a curated record. Bases 1246 to 2553 code for a protein of 435 amino acids. The transcript is spliced from 2 exons. Gene Ontology annotation, molecular function: UDP-glycosyltransferase activity; hexosyltransferase activity.
UUUCUCUUUUUGUUUGGUGAUUUAUUGGUUCGCCUGUUGAUUGGGAUCUUUUUUUUAAAUUGUGAUGGAAAAUCUUCGAACCUCAGUUCCUGUUAAGGAAUAUAAAUCACCAUGUAGAGAAAAAGGUCUGAUCAUAUCUAUGAUUUUUUUCGGUUUGUUUUCUCUUUCAAUGUCACAUCCCAUGUGUGAUUAUAAAGAAAUGUCUUGGGUGUGAUUCCAGUAAAAGAACCGAAGAUGUAAAUUGUAUGGAAUAUUUUGUAAAAUCGAUCGAUUGGAGAUCAACUUUUUCAACGAUUGUUUGGUUAACCGAACAAGAUAUUCUUUAUUUGAUUGUUUGGUUGUCCAUCAAGAGUUGAUUUGAGAUUAGUGGUCAUCGCUAUUGCCAAUAAUCACGAUUUUCUUGAACUUAUGGGAGACCGGGUCGGAUCUCGAGCCGGUUUCGGCAGUUUACCUUAUGAACACGAACAGGAACAAAGUGAAACGAUGUCUUCUCUAAUUGCUGCAACUUUCAAGUUAACUUUUAUUGAUUUUUUUCCUUUUAUUAGUUGUUUUUCUAAUUGAAUAUUACUUAAUAUUGCAAACGUUCAUCUUUAGUGUAAUCAAUUGGACUCAGUUAAAUCAUCUCUUAAAGUAAUGUCAUGUUUUAAUUAAUCGAUAUUUUUGACCGAAAAUUUAACAUUCAAACAACUAAUCUAAAGAUCAAUAGUUUGAUUAUCUAAUCAAAUUAACUUAUCAAUAGUUACCAUUGUAAUUCUCUACUUAACUUGAACUAAAUUGCGUAAAAUUGCGACACAGUUUUUUAAUUAUCUAUUCCUAUCUAAUCCAUGACGCUCAUAAUGAUCGUUAAAUUAUCUUGGUUGAAGCUCACCAUUGUUAAGAUGUUGAUUAUCAAUCACACAAUGAAAGUCUAAUGAUAUUCCGAGUUUUUCAUACAAUCAAACAAAUGAAUUAAUAAAAACCUUGGCGAAAAAUUCAAGGCUCAUAAUUUGAUAGAAUUAGACUUAUUAAUUGUCUCGUUAUCCACUUAAAAAUCGCAACAAUCAACAGAUACAAAUGAAAGUGUCUUAUGAUUAACGAUUAUCUCGCAAAGUGUUUUUUUCCUUCAUAUUGUGAAAGCACUAAAAACUCACUUUCAAGUGUCACCUUCAUUUCCAAAGGCGUUUUUUAAUAAAGAUAAACAAUCAAAUGUGAACCUAAGACAUUAAUCCAGUGACAAUCAGUCGAGUUGUUUCAUUAAUCGUGACAAUGUCUAAACCUUCAUAUCAUAUUCUGAUUACUGCUAUUGAAGCUUAUGGUCAUAUCAAUGCGAUUUGUGGUUUCGGUGAGUUGUUGGCUCGACAUGGACAUAAAGUGACCUUCGCUCAUCGAUUGAAGUAUAAAAAGCUCGCAGAUCAACAUGGCUUUGAUUUCAUUGCUUUCGAUGAACAAAUUGUUGGUGUUGUUUGCGACGAAGACUUUUCUUCGUGGAUUGACAAGAACAUGGAAAAGUUUCGAAAAUCACCUCUAGAUAGAUUGAUGAAUAAAACUGAAGAGGAAAAGGAAACUUCGGCCUUUGGAAUUGAACAAUAUCGUAAAAUGAACGAAGUCUUGAUUCCGAUCUUGGGUGAGAAUUCAUUUGAUGCAAUUGUUGCUGAUGGAUUAGAUAUUCUCGAUUGUCUUUACAGAGCGACAAUUCCUGUCGUUUCUUCAUGUUCACCGGCACCUCUGAUCUUAUACGAAAAAGGUCCUCCGGCAAUGUCAGGAUAUUCUGUUCAUAGUGAUCCAAAGUUAUGGACUGAGUUCGAGAGAUACACUGCUGAUGCUUUUUCAAACAUGAGUGUCAUUUUCAAUAGUCUAUUACGAGAAUCAGGAAGACCUGAAAAUCACAAUAUGACUCGAUGGAUUUUACCUCCUGGAAGAAUCGGUUUUUAUCAUUACCCUGCUGAUCUCGAUUAUACUGAGUUCGAACCAAUCGAACCUGGUUGGCAUCGAAUCGAUUGUUAUGUUCGAUCUCCUGAUGAAGGUUCGACUUUCGAGCUACCAGAUAAACUCAAAGAUAAACCUGGAAAGUUGAUCUACUUUUCCCUUGGAUCAACUGCUUCUAAUGAUUUACUAAUUAUGAACAAAUGUCUUUCCGUUCUCGCUCGUUGUGGUCAUCGUGUUAUCGUCUCAAUGGGUCGACGAGGUGAUAAACUAAAUCUUUCCGAUAAUAUGUGGGGACAAGAAUAUGUCAAUCAGGUCGCAGUUAUUGAAAAGGUUGAUUUGGUUAUAACUCACGGAGGGAACAAUACAUUCAUGGAGACUCUUUAUCAUGGAAAACCAAUGAUUGUGAUUCCUUGGUUCUUUGAUCAACUGGACAAUGCCCAGAGAGUCGUUGAUAAAGAGAUUGGAUAUCGAGUUAAUCCUUGGGAGUUUGAUGAAGAUUAUUUUCUUAAUUGUAUCGAGAAAGUUUUAAAUGAUCAACAAUUACAAGAAAGAGUCAAGAAAAUAUCAGAAAAUAUGAGAAACUCAAAUUCUGGUACACAAGCAGUAAAAAUGAUUGAAGAUUUGAUUUCCAAUCACAAGAAAUGUUAAUUGUCAAGUCAAAUCUCUCGUCUCCAAAAUGGUUAAAAAUACAAUCUAAUUAAAAUUGAUUAAAAACAAA